AUGGCUCCCACGAACGGCACAAACGGCGCUGCCAAAGACUGGCGUAGCAAGAACAAGACCAUCCAAAUCCUGGAUGCAGCGGAAAAAGGUGGUUACGGUGUUAUCGCCGCUAUAGUCUACAAUAUCGAGCAAAUAAUCGGCAUGGUCAAAGCUGCGGAACAAAAACGUUCUCCGUUGAUAAUCCAGGUCUUUCCCUGGGCAAUCACCUUCUCAAACGGUCUACUCGUCCACGCCGCGGCACAAGCCGCAAAAACAGCUUCAGUACCUAUCGCGAUCCAUCUAGACCACGCUCAAGAUGAAGAUAUGAUCCGACUUGCGGCCGAUACUCUCCCAUUCGACAGUAUCAUGGUUGACAUGUCGCAUUACGAGAAGGAAGAGAAUCUGCAGAAGACAAAAGAUUUGGUUGCAUAUUGUCACGCUCGCGGAAUAUCCACCGAAGCUGAACCUGGAAGGAUCGAGGGUGGUGAGGACGGGAUCGCGGAUACUGCUGACCUCGAGGGCCUUUUGACAACCGCUGAGGAUAUCGAAGAUUUCUUGGCUACAGGUGUAGAUUUCUUAGCCCCAAGCUUUGGAAAUGUCCACGGAGAGUAUGGGAAGAGAGGGCCGCAGCUGGAUUAUGCACGACUUGAUGAUAUCAGGAAGGCGAUUAACGGUAGAGUUAGGAUUGUGCUUCAUGGUACCAACGAUUUCCCGGAGGAUGUGAUGAAGCGGUGUAUCGGACAAGGUGUUUCGAAAGUCAAUGUGAACAAACUCGUGCUGGAUGAUUAUUUGGUUCAUCUUGAAGGGAAUGCUAGUAAGUUGAGUCUUACAAAGCUCAUGGAGGAAGGGGUGGAGCAUGUAAUCAAGUUGAUGGAGUGGCAGAUGGAUGUUUGUGGGUCGACGGGGAAGGCUUAG
Molecule: messenger RNA, 894 nt
Organism: Orbilia oligospora ATCC 24927
Lineage: Eukaryota; Fungi; Ascomycota; Orbiliomycetes; Orbiliales; Orbiliaceae
Exons: 2
Coding region: 1-894 (297 amino acids)
Biological process (GO): carbohydrate metabolic process
Molecular function (GO): aldehyde-lyase activity; zinc ion binding
Source: RefSeq, a predicted model, not a curated record